Molecule: messenger RNA, 3475 nt
Organism: Thunnus maccoyii (southern bluefin tuna)
Lineage: Eukaryota; Metazoa; Chordata; Actinopteri; Scombriformes; Scombridae
Gene: lrp3
Product: low density lipoprotein receptor-related protein 3
Exons: 7
Coding region: 808-3330 (840 amino acids)
Cellular component (GO): plasma membrane
Molecular function (GO): protein binding
Source: RefSeq, a predicted model, not a curated record
CAAUGAUAUCCAGUCAAUUACAAAAACAAAGAAAAGGAAAAUAACAAAGAAAUAUACUAACACAGAAAAGGCAAUACCACACAGUGAUGUCAAACAACUGCAAGUAGAGGUUGGGAGGUUAAAGAUCAAGUUUCUAAUGUUUUUAAGAGAUUUUUUUUGAGUUUGACGUUGGAACAUUUAUAAAUAAAACUCUGAUGUCCAGGUCACAAUCAGACAUGAAAGUAUGUGACGGCAUCUGCAGUAAAGCUGCCUAACCAGGAAGCAUUACAGCAGGUGUGAUGUGUAAACAAAUCUAGGAGCCGAUGUAAAUGACAGGAAGGAUAUGGAGUAGAAAACUGCAGGAAAUGUUUCCGCACUGAAAGACUGCAGCUGUGAGGUCUUGAUUCAAAGCUCUGAGCUGAAAAACAAAGUUGUUCCUUUCUUACAGUAUUUGUCAUUUCUGUGAUUGUACGACGAGUUUUGAGAACACGACGCCUUUUCGAGCACGCAUUUGCUGUUUUGCAAGCCCAGUUUCGGUGUUAAUGUUUCCUGUUAGUUAAAACGCUUGUUUCAAACAGUGCGUCAGAACAGCUGCGUGUAUUUUGGACGAAUUGACCGGAAACCGCGUUGUUUGCUGUCGCUAACUUGACCGUGGUGUCUUUGGCUGCCGCUGCGAAGGACACAAUGCUUUUUCGCAGUGAGGAUCUCUCGGUGUGCGCGGUGUGUCUGAGCUGAAAACAGAUGCGGGAGCCUCGCUGGAGGAUGUCCAAUAAACAGUGGAAAUCGUGCCGGAGAUAAUAGCAGAAGUCCCCCCGGCAGCACCGGACCAUGGGACUGACGGAGCUGCUGCUCGGGCUGCUGUGGUUCCGCUCUGCUCUGCUCGGUGCAGCGGGCUGCAGUGAGCGGGUGGAGGUCCAUACAGAGCGGAGGGGUGUGAUCUACAGCCCAUCCUGGCCUUUAAACUACCCUCCUGGAGUCAACUGCAGCUGGCAUAUCCAGGGAGGUCAGGGAGAGGUCAUUACCAUCAGUUUCCGUAACUUUGACGUGGCGGAGUCUGGACAUUGUUUGGGAGACUGGCUCCUGCUGGCUCCUACAUGGAACGGGGAAUCUAGGCUGUGUGGCUCCAUGCUGCCUCCUCCCUUCAUCUCCACCAGGGGGCGUGUUUGGCUUUACUUCCACUCUCAAGCCAACAGCUCUGGGCAAGCCCAGGGCUUCCGCCUUUCCUACAUCAGAGGUCGCCUGGGUCAGAGCAGCUGUCAGUCAGAUGAGUUCCUCUGUGGGAAUGGGAAGUGUCUCCCUCACUCCUGGAAGUGCAACGGUCAGGAUGAAUGUGGCGAUGCCACAGACGAACGCAGCUGCUCCCCCCCUCCCACCGAGGCCCGGCCUGGCCUCUGCCCCUUCGGCUCCCUUCCGUGCACGGAGGCUCACUCCACCCGCUGUCUGCCGGCUUCCCUUCGCUGCAACGGAGCCCCGGACUGUCCCGAUGGCACAGAUGAACUAGGUUGCCCUGACACCACCUGUGGCAAACGACUGGGGAACUUUUAUGGCUCCUUUGCCUCCCCAGAUUUUUUCCGGGCUAACCGGAGCUCUGUGAAGGAGCUGAGGUGUUCCUGGUUGCUGGACACCCAGGACCCCAAGCCCAUCGUGCUGCAGCUGGACCUGCAGCUGGGGCCCGGAGACUCGCUGCAUGUCUACGACGGCCUGCUGCAGCGGGCGGAGCACCUCUUACAGGUGUUGUCCUAUCAUAACAACCGGCGUCCGGCAUUGCUGGAGUCAAGCCGAGGACAGAUGAGUGUGUUGUACAUGGCCCAGCCUCACAGCCCCGGGCAUGGCUUCAACGCCACAUACCAGGUCAAAGGCUACUGUUUUCCCGGCGAGCGUCCCUGCGGCAGUGAUCAGGGCUGCUACUCUGAACGGCAACGCUGCGACGGCUACUGGCACUGCCCAUCUGGUCGCGAUGAGGAGGCCUGUCCAACGUGCCCGGACGGGGAGUUCCCCUGCGAGGGCGGCACAGGAAUGUGCUACCCAGCCUCUGAGCGCUGCAACAACCAGAAGAGGUGCCCAGACGGGUCAGAUGAGAAGAACUGCUAUGACUGCCAACCUGGAAACUUCCAUUGUGGGACUAACUUGUGCAUCUUUGAGACAUGGCGAUGUGAUGGCCAGGAGGACUGCCUAGAUGGGAGUGACGAGAGGGACUGCAUGGCAGCGGUGCCCAGGAAAGUGAUCACGGCCGCUUUGAUCGGCAGUCUGGUCUGCAGCCUCCUGCUGGUCAUUGCCCUCGGCUGUGCUCUCAAACUCCACUCCCUCAGAAGUAGAGAAUACAGAGCUUUUGAAACUCAGAUGACUCGCAUGGAGGCGGAGUUUGUUCAGAGAGAGGCUCCACCUUCUUACGGUCAGCUGAUUGCCCAGGGUCUCAUCCCUCCAGUGGAGGAUUUCCCAGUGUACAACCCCACACAGGCCUCUGUGUUACAGAACCUGCGGUUGGCGAUGCGCAGACAGAUCAGACGUCACUCAACACGGCGUUCCACCUCCUCCUCCUCUCGUCGUCGUCUCGAGCAUCUGUGGAGUCGCCUAUUCCACAGUGAAGGGCGAGCCAGAGGGCAUGCCCCUCUGCUUGACCCCCCUGGUCCUACGCAGAUCACCCUGGGGCUCCACAGCUACCGAACUGUGGGGGAGCAGGGGCCCCAGGCCAGGGCCAGGUCUGCAGCUGGUUUCGGGGAUGAGGUUGAUGUGGUGGGUAUGCCAGGCUCCUGCUGCUCAGCUACCAUGGACCUGCAGCCCUGCAUGUCAGAGAGCCCUGCGUCUCCUCUCUCCUACCAGUCAUUGGACAGUCCAGAGGACGAGGAACUGUCACCUGUCUGCAGGGAAAGCAGCAGGGCUCCACAGUCCGAGCCUUCCACUCCUGGCCAGACUGACUCUUCAACCCACAGCCAACCUCCUCUCACCCCCCAGGAAGCCUCUGUACCCCUGUGCCACCCCCGGGCAUCUAGAAAACUGGUUCUAGAGCUGGCAGUUAACCUGAAGGGUGUUUCCCUGAGACGUUACUCCCCCUUGGGGCCUCUAUCGCCUAUCUCACCCCUUGUGUUUCCUAGCAGCUCCCAGACACCGACAACCCAACCUCACACCCAGGGGCUGGUGGGGACUUCACCCACAGAGCCCUCAUCUUCCUCUGUGCAAGCAGAGGACAGCGACAGCCACUGUACAGUGGAAGUGCCAAGUAGGGAAAUAAGAAGCAGGGAAAAAAGUGUGGAAGAGAGGAGGAGGGAGGGCAAGAGCAGACUGUGCAGGUUCAGCAGGACCCUCAGUGACGAAGAAGGAGAUUCAGGGAGGGAGACAACACCCCUACCUUAGCCCUGUACAUAUAGGAAGUACAGUGUCAGACCCAGUAAAAUAUAGUUAGCUCAUGUCCAUUCAACACGUUGAAUGCACACAAAUUUGCAUAUGCAGAAAAUUAUGCAGUCUCUUCCUAAGAUGAAUAAAACCAGCGUUGGUAGUA